AAUUGCAUGUCUUCCUGUGCAUGAACUGCAUUGCGCAUGUGCAAACUGGUGACUAAAAAGCAAGCAGCUUGAGUAUCAUGGUAUUAUUAACAGACACCUGGAAAUCACACUACUAUGCCAGAAGCAACUGUUUAGAUAAAGAUCAACACAGCCAUGAAGAAGAAGCUCGCCCACUUUCCAAGCUCAUCGAACAGCAGAUAUCACCUGCUGACAAUUUUCCUGCUGCUUUGUGCUAUUAUUCACAGCUGUAACAGUGGCAUUGCUCGCAAAAGACUACACAGAGCUAAAGCAGACAGAGUACCUAACUGCUAUUUUGUUCAUUUCAAGCGGGACACAGCUAUCACGGAGGGGGAGCAACUGAUUGACGACUUGAAGAGAUUUAAUCGGAAUUCUUCAAUGCCCAAGUUCAGUGCAACGAUACAAGGAAUUCUCACAAAAACUGGUCACGGAUUUGCAGCUAAUAUGUCUGAUGAAGCUUUGAAAUUUGUUGUGGAUCACGACAAAGUAAACUUUGUAGAAGAAGACAGCUACAUUCGAGGGGCCCAGUUGGGAGAGUUUAACUCAACAAAUACAAGAGUCACUGGAAACUGGGGUAUUGAUAGAAUGGACACAAAGACUAUCCAAUACGACGGCCAUUACACACCGCCAUGUGGGCUGACUGGACGAGGUGUAGACGUUUAUGUGGUUGACACUGGUUUAUAUUAUGAGCACAUUCAGUUUGGAGGGAGAGCAGUAUUCUCAGGUUGUGAUUCAAUCGAUGUGAUGACCAAUACCUCUGAGUCAGCUAUGGGUAGAGAUUGCAAUGGACAUGGAACUAUUGUAGCGGGAGUUAUUGGAAGUACAACUGCAGGGGUAGCCCCUGGAGCUCAUCUUUUGUCUGUUCGAGUACUUGGCUGUGACAGAACUGGAUCGUGGAACUCAAUUUUGCUUGGAUUAGAAUGCAUUAUCAACAGAGUUAACAAGUACAAAAGCCGAUCAGCAGUAGUGAACCUAUCUGUUACUGGAGCUAGCAAAAAUCGAGCAAUAAAAAGAGCAAUUGAUAAAUUAAUCGACAGUGGAGUAACAAUUGUUGGAAUCUCAGGAAACAGCCGGACUGAAAAUUCUGGAAAUUCUUGCAAGACUAUGCCAGGUUCAAUUCCCGGUGUCAUUACUGUCGCAGGGUCCACAAGAGAAGACGAAAUAUUCAAUCGAACACUGCUAGGAAGAUGUGUGGAUAUUCUCGCUCCUGGUAAGGACAUUACAAGCAUUUGUUUAAACUCAAUUAAUUGCACUGAAUCGAAGUUACAUGGAUCUUCCUUUGCUGGACCUCAUGUCACUGGAGCUAUUGCGUUGCUUCUGGAGAAAUGCCCUAAAUUGUCCCCAUGGAAAGUACGAUAUUAUCUGCAAACAAAGAUGGCCGUUCCCGAUAUGCUGCAUGCAAAAGGAAUCAUUUCUACAAAGUACCGAGGCACUACACCAAACCUUUUAGUUCACACUGGACCUGAAAUGUGCUCGAUAGUGUGUUGAUAUUUCACCAGUUUCUUGUCCCCCUUUACCAAACACGAUCCAAUUUUUUUAUGUAAUUAUACUCACAACUGCACUUGAUGAAAACCAUGACAACACA
This is a messenger RNA of Halichondria panicea, 1603 nucleotides long. RefSeq names its product extracellular serine proteinase-like. Gene Ontology annotation, biological process: proteolysis. The record is from RefSeq and is a predicted model, not a curated record. Lineage: Eukaryota; Metazoa; Porifera; Demospongiae; Suberitida; Halichondriidae. The transcript is spliced from 3 exons. Gene Ontology annotation, molecular function: serine-type endopeptidase activity. Bases 154 to 1506 code for a protein of 450 amino acids.